Arctia plantaginis is the source of this 3786-nucleotide messenger RNA. The record is from the annotation of a GenBank genome assembly. Lineage: Eukaryota; Metazoa; Arthropoda; Insecta; Lepidoptera; Erebidae.
AUGGUCGAGGCGCGCUUGGUGGUGCUCAACGUGGCGGCGGCGCUGCUGCUGGCCACCGGCCGCUCCGUGCGGAGUGCGCAGCUCGCACCGCGUCCCGCAAGCCCAGUGCCCUGCGCUGCCAACGGCCUGUGCUACUGCCGCACCGACCACUUCACCUGUAGCUACGUGCCCUUCUACAGGUUUCCCGAGACAGGUACACAAUGCUGCCCCUGUCACCACUCACACGUAUGGGUGACCCACACACUCACUGACCGUGUGUUUAUAGAGGCUGAUGUGUGGCACAUAUCGGUUAUGGCGGCCCGGCUGGGCUCUCUCAGUGAAGCAGCACUGGACGGGCGACGUCUGCGCACGCUCGUACUCGUCGCCUCGAGCCUGCACCACAUCGAGACGGGAGCACUUGCGUCCAUGGUGUCGACGUUAGCCUCUCUGGAUCUAGGCUAUAAUAAAUUCACUGAAGUACCACUGUCUUCUCUUCGUGAAUUAAAAGUACUAAAUUGGCUGAACUUGCAAAACAAUUACAUAAACGUCCUAGAUGCGAGUAUGGACUGGGGUUUCCUAGGGGAGUCGCUGACUAGCUUGUCUUUGAGCAACAACCAUCUGUACUCCCUUAGCGCGGGUGCACUGUCGGCGCUUCGGCGACUCGCUCAGCUAGACUUGGAUGGCAACAGGUUGCACGGGUUAUCGAGUGGGGCACUGCCACCGACGCUUGCGAUCUUGCGUCUGUCCGAUAAUUUGCUCCAACAGCUACCGUGCGCUGCAUUAGCGAAGUUGCCACGUCUGCGUCACCUACACCUGCGCAACAACGUACUGCGACCAAUUAACAACCACACGUGCCGCACCGAAUACUCACGCAUUGACUCGCUUGAUUUGAGUCACAACGAGCUAGACGACUCAUUCUCUUUGGAGAAGACACAUUACCAACUGCGGCAGCUCGUCCUUGAUUUUAAUGACUUCACAUCCGUGCCGACGUUCGUCGCAGACAACGCUCACCUGGAGAAGUUGUCCAUUGCGUACAACAGUCUAAGCCACGUAUCAGACGCGACUCUGCACGCGUUACGACAUGAUCUCGAGCGCCUGGAACUGGAUCACAACGAGUUGGUGACACUGGCGCCGGGCGUGCGUGAGCUGGUCCGCCUUCGUCACCUAUCCGCUGCAUACAAUCGCCUUGCGGAAGCACCAGUAUUACCACCGCGGCUGCAUUCACUCUCUCUCGCCGGCAACUACUUGACAAACUUCCCAACGGGACUACAAUCACUGGCACCAGCUACACUAGUGUACCUCGAUCUCAGUUACAAUCAGCUCAUCUCUGUGAUUUCGACAACGUUCGGUGAAUGGUCGGCAGCACUGACGACACUUAAUCUCAAAGGUAAUCGUAUUUCGCAACUAUCAACUGAUGCUUUUCCUGCGACUUUACCUCUUCGCGAACUCACGAUGAGUUUCAAUGAAUUGUACCACGUGGAUGCGAGGGUGUUCUCCAACCUCCGAGCGCUCAGCGUUCUCGAGUUUUCAUCCGCGUUGUUUAGUGGUGAGUUCCCGCUCUCCACCCCUUUAGAGCCGCUCUCAUGGCUCACAUUAGACAACAACAAUAUUCACCACGUGUCAUCCAACGACAUAUUUAACUUUCCGUCGCUCGAAUACCUCAACUUGGACUUUAACAAAAUUGUGGAGUUUCCCACUGAAGUGUCUGAUAAGAAUCGCUCGAGUGGACUAAAAGAGCUACGACUGUCGUACAAUUACAUAGCUAAGAUAAACUUUGAAUUUCUGGUACAGUUGAGUGAGUUACAAAGUGUGGACUUGUCGUACAACCGCGUGAACAACCUGUCCGAGCAUAGUUUUGCAAGUUUACUUAAUGUAGUUUAUAUUAAUUUGGCCGGAAACGCCCUCGAUUAUAUUGGCGAACACGCCUUUUACGAUUUGCCCAAAUUGGAAGUUCUGGAUCUACAAGAAAAUUACUUGGUAGAAUUCUCCACCGAGUAUUUCAGAAAUGUGUCAAGUAAGGAUACAACACUAUCAGUGAAUGCGAGUUACAAUAGGGUGUCGACGCUCGUGGGUGGCGGCCAAUAUGUUCUCAUUAAUAUUUUAGAUCUGUCGUAUAACUUUUUGGGAAGCUUAUCUAGGGCUUUUUUCGAUUCUUUGGGAACGUCCCUACGACAACUUAUUCUAUCGAACAACAGGCUGACUCACAUAGAUAACUUGACAUUCAGUGCCCUUUCUUAUUUAGAGAUAUUAAGCUUGCGCAACAACAAUAUCAGCGCAAUGAAGCGACGCGCGUUUACAGAACUCGACGCGCUGCAGAUACUCGACCUAUCGCGUAAUAGACUGGAACAGCUGUCUGUGGAGCAGUUCCAUAACAUGCGCCGUUUGCGUCACCUGCGACUCGACGAGAACCUGCUGCGGUCGAUACCGCGUGACUGUUUCAAAAAUACUGUACUAGAGCACAUAGACUUAAGUUACAACCAACUGUACAUCUUUCCUAGCAGUUCACUGGCUCAGGUCGGUUUUACUUUGAGAUGCCUGGAGCUUUCGCAUAAUCAUAUAGAGUACCUGGAUACGGCUAUGUUCAACGCCAUAGCCUUCCUACAUGAACUGAACUUAGCGCAUAACGCACUCACCGUACUUUCUGAUAACUCGUUUGCGGGAUUGUCGCGUCUGCAGCGCCUCGACCUAUCAUACAACACUAUCAAGACCAACUUCAAGGAGCUGUUUCACAACGUGCCGCGCCUACGGAACCUGGCACUCGUAUCCGCUGGUCUCAGGGUAGUGCCUCACCUCCCGCUUACAAACCUCACUGAGCUCGAUCUGAGCGGAAACCACAUUGCUUCUUAUCGAGAGAAUGAGGUGCGGCGUCUUGGUAACGUACGCAAGCUUGUGCUGGCGAGGAACAAGUUCACGUCACUGCAACCGGCGAUGUGGGCGAUGCUACCCAAACUCACUUCGCUCGAUGUGUCAAACAACCCUAUAGUGCGCAUUUCUAGCAGCUCUUUCAAAGGCCUUCCUUAUUUGUUGCGGCUGCGAAUAGAUAAUCUGCAUCACCUAGAAGCAAUAGAACCUCGUGCAUUUCGGUCCCUAACGUCGCUACGUAUGAUCACGCUUGAAUCACCAGACUUCUCUGGUCGAAGCGAAGUAACAGUAGCUGACAUAGCAGCCUGCGUGUUGGGCUUGGAGUCCCUUGAGGUGCACAUCAGUGGGCACGUAUUGGACUUGCAGCUAAGGACAUUGCACGUGCCCAAACUCCGCGUAUUGGACAUACGGGGUGCAAACAUUAGAAGAGUGGCGGCGACUGCGUUCGCUGCUCUGGGGCGGCAGCGCGCAUUAUCACUGAGGUUCUGCGGCACGGGUGUCACCACCCUGCCGGCGGGACUACUACACCCGUUGGCGCGCGUCCCUCAUCUUGCGCUUGAUCUUAGCGAUAAUCAACUGGAUACUUUUGCGCCGAGCAUACUCUACCCCAACAUGACCGGUUGGAACCGGUUCGCAACCAAGCUUCUCCCGGGUGGUCUGGUUAUCUCAGGUAACCCGCUGCGGUGUGGGUGUGGUGUGCAGUGGAUAGGUGCGUGGUUGCGGCGGUGGUGCAUGGAGGUGGGCGGGGGCUCAGCUCAAGCGCGCAGUGCGGCGCUCCGGAGUACGUGUAAGGCGGGUGCGGCCGCGCUGCCGCUCCUAGGGCUGGACUCCGACGAGGCUCAAUGUCACGCAAGCGCCCUGUCCGGACGUGCCGCGCGCUGCAAACAGUCGCCUCCGGGGCCUCCCCCACUCUUGUGGCUCGUGUUAUUGUACGUGCUCAGCUAG